CUAUCUUUGACCAAUCAAGCUGUAACUACUUUACCAAUUCUUAGAUAGAGAUAGCUGUAAUAGCACGCCACCUUUCCUCAUAUGUAAUUCCUUCUUCUUCCUCCUCAAUAAACUCCAUUUUGCCAGAUUACUCUACCCAGGGCCUUACAAGUGGUAUCAGAGCCUAUAAUCUGGCAAUGGCUACCAACACCACACGAAUCCUUGUUUUGGAAACUCAAAUGGCGGCCAUCAAGCAGCAGAUUAACUCACGGCACCGGGAUCUGAAGGCCGCCAUUGCUGCUCUUGCGGCUUCGACGAAGGCCUCCAUUGAUGCUCUUACUGAUUCGUUGGAGCAACGACGAGAAGAUUCUACGGUUUGUUCUCCAUGGCACGCGACUCCCAAUCAGUUUGCCGAUCUACAGCAGUUCAGUCUGCCACCACGCCGGUCGUUGAUUCUGGAUCCUCAUGUGUGGGUUCCUUCUUCCACCGUCUCCGGGCAACCUGCCUUGAUCGCCGACCACCAGGUUCCUUCUCCAACCUUCAAUUGGGUUUCUCCCCUAUCUAACCCAACACCGACAUCCCUAAUUCCUUCUGUUGUUUUUUCUUCGGGAAUUCAAGACCCAAAUCAUUCGUUCCCACCACCUUUGGCUCCGUUGCCUUCUCCUUCGACAGUUGUUGUAUAUCCAAUCGAUUCUUGUGCUUAUUCUCCUGUUGGUUCGUCGACUUCUGAACCCUCAAAUCUGUUGGAUAAUUCUCCUUUGCUGGAGAAGACUUCUACUCCUCAAAUCCAUUCAUUUCUCAGCCCGGCCAUUCACACUUCAUCCACUGGGGAUCCUAACGUCCUAUGUGCACGGAAGUUCCAAUUGUCCUUUACGCUCGUGUUUGGGAGCACUGGCACCAGUUGUAAUACUUUUUCUAUUGGAGUUUUCUUCCCUGCAAUGUAUGAUGCUGAAUUUUGGUACUGCCACACUCAAUUGAGGGACUCUGAAUGGGAUUACGGUGUUCAACUCUGUCAUGGUUAUUGUGGGAAUUGUGUGGUUUCUACAGGGAGGGGCAACUGUCCUUGCUUUAAGGAGCCAUAUAAGGACUAUUGCUAUGCUUACACACCUCCUGUUAAGAAACCAGAACUGCCUAAGCCUUAUCUGGGCUUGAAGUUUUUUACUCUUGGCGAAAUGUAUCGGAGGAGAGGAGUUAAGAUUCCAGGCGGAAUCCUUCUUUGCGGGUCCCCUAGUGUUGGGAAGACCCAACUAAGUAAAGUUGUGGCUGGCGAGGCAGGCGUCACUUUCUUCUCCACUUCUGCUUCUCAAGUUGUGGAAAUAUGUAUUGGGGUUGGCGCUUCUCGUGUUCGAUCACUUAACCAAGAAGCAAGGGAAAAUGCUCCAUCAUUGGUCUUCAUUGAGGGAUUGGAUGUUGUUGGAAGAGAACGUGGUCUGAUUAAUGGUUCUGGUGGGCAAGAACGUAAUGCUACUCUGAACCAGCUCCUAGUAUGCCUGGAAGGAUUUGAAGGGCGAGGUGACGUGAUCACCAUUGCUGCCACAAAUAGACAAGAUAUUCUAGAUCCAGCACUUGUGCGUCCCGGUCGGAUUGACAGGAAAAUCUACAUCCCUAGACCUGGUCGCAUAGCUUGCAUGGAAAUCCUUAAGGUUCAUGCUAGUAAGAAGCCUAUGGCUGAGGAUGUGGACUACAUGGCUGUAGCUAGUAUGACUGAUGGGAUGGUCGGUGUUGAGCUUGCAAACAUAAUUGAAGUUGCGGCCAUUAACAUGAUGCGUGAUGGCAGAAAUGAGAUUACCACUGAUGACUUUUUACAAGCUGCACAAAUAGAAGAGAGAGGAAUGUUGGAUAGAAAGGACAGAAGCACUAAGACUUGGAAGAAAGUAGCUAUCAAUGAAGCUGCCAUGGCUGUUGUGUCCUUGACCUUUCUAGAUUUCAGGGAUAUCGAAUUCGCAACAAUAUCUCCCCGAGCGGGAUUGGCUGGAUUGAUUAACACUUGCAGAAUGGUGUCACAACACCCAUUAUCAUGUCAGUUUGCAGCAGUCUCCCUUUGGAGCCUUAUACGGGUCCCCCCCUUCCUUCUUCGGUCUUGGUUCCAUCACUCCUACACCUGUUGGGCUGUUGAAGAGAGGGUGGUCACUCAGCAGCCACGAGUCCAAUUCCUUACUCACAACAUUGCCAAAUCACAGUACAAACAGAAGAUCAGAGCGUGUUUUGCAGGUUGGGGACUGGGUUUACCUUCGUCUACAACCUUAUCGACAGAGGUCUGUGGUUGGAAGACACGUUAUUUUGGGCCUUUCAAGGUGUUAAGCAAGCUCAAGCUCUGCAGAUCUAUUGUUCCUCCUGCUACUCUCCACUUGCCUGCCGCGGAUGACAAUGGCUCCUUGAAACUGGCCCCUGCUCGAAUUUUAGCACUCCGGUUUGUUAACCAGGACAAUCGGGAUGUGACACAAGUGUUGGUUCAAUAGACAUAUCAAACAUCAGAGGAAGCUACAUGGGAGGACUUUUCCAGUUUCAAAGUACAGUUCUUCGCUUUCCCAGCUUGAGGACAAGCUGUUGCUAAAGGGAGAGGGUUUGUAACAACCCGGCGAUAGCUGGCAGAGUGACGUGUAAAGUGAAGUCAAGUAUAGAGUGACGUGUAAAGUGAAGUCAAGUAUAAAAGGAAGGAGAUCUCUCUGUAAUCAUCUAUCUUUGACCAAUCAAGCUGUAACUACUUUACCAAUUCUUAGAUAGAGAUAGCUGUAAUAGCACGCCACCUUUCCUCAUCUGUAAUUCCUUCUUCUUCCUCCUCAAUAAAGUCCAUUUUGCUAGAUUACUCUACCCAGGGCCUUACAGCAAGCUUGCUCCCCAAGCUGAUAUUUUCCUAUAAAAUAACACCUUGGAC
Messenger RNA from Linum trigynum, 2854 nucleotides. The record is from the annotation of a GenBank genome assembly. NCBI's taxonomy places the organism in Eukaryota, Viridiplantae, Streptophyta, Magnoliopsida, Malpighiales, Linaceae.